UUUGAAUCUGCAGACGGCAAGGUACCUCUCGAUGCAGAUUCGAAAGUUGGCACUCGCAUACCCCCAGGUGAUAUCUCAUAGGUGGCUUCCGAAGCUUAUCCCCUACUUCUGCUUCGGCUUGUUCUCCAAGAAGCUUGCGCCUCUGUGGGAUGAUUCAGCUGAAGCCUUGAAGACUAUGAGUGAACAUGCCGUGGGAGAGGCUAUUAUUGCGGACAUGGCAAUCGGAUGGCUGCAGGAACCUGGCAGCCCUCUCUCCAGCGAAGACCAAGAUGACGACAACUAUUUCCGCGCGACGGAGUUCCAGUGCUUCAACGUUUUAAAAAUGGAGAAAUACAUUGCUUCCACAUUCCGACGGCCGGAAAAUGCGGCAGCAAUGCUACUGCACGAAUUCGAACAGAAACAUAACCCUUCAGCUAUCAUCCCGACCUGGCCUAGGUCUCAUGCUCUGCGCGUCCUCAAUGCCGCUCCUCAAAUUGCAGAGAAACGCUCUCGCCAGAUAGUCCCAAUGUUUCUAUCAUGGGCUUCUCAUGACGAGGAUACUGUUACUCCUGAAGAAGGCUCCACCGUCACGCCUGAUGGUCAGACCCAACCUCCUUGGGGCUUCAAGGAUCGAAUGGCGCUUCUGGCACUCUUUGGAAAGUUUAUAAACCCCAAAGUACUGUACAAGGAGUCAGAAGUUCAUGGCGCUCUUCGCAACCUCCUUUCCAAUGGUGACUCUGAGAUACAGAAGUCUGCCCUGAAAGCCCUGUUCACCUGGAAGUCUCCCCAUAUCCUUCCUUACCAGGAAAAUCUCCUUAACAUACUUGACGAGUCUAGGUUCAGAGAGGAGCUUGCUGUCUUCGUACACGUUGGCAGGGAGGACAGUGUGAUCGAAGACGAGCACAGAGCUGAGCUGCUUCCGGUCCUAUUGAGGCUCCUUUACGGUCGAAUGGUCUCACGAGUAGCCCAGCAUGGCGGUCAAGGUGGGCAGGCUGGUCGGAGGAAAGCGAUUCUGCGGACGCUGUCACAACUCUCUGACAAGGACUUUGAUCUCUUCGUACAAAUAGCAUUCGGUGUUCUGGGUGAGCAUCACCUCGUGGAAGAAGGCCAUGUCCAGGAGCAACGGCUAGCGAAUGAACUUGUCAGCCCAAGGAAGCAGAUGGGUCUUUUGAGGAUGAUUGAGACCAUGUUCGAUACCCUUCAGAGUCGAAUGCUUCCGUACACUGAACGAUCGAUGGACGUCGUUGUCUAUUGCCUCGUUCGAGCUUGUCGAGCCCUCAAGGAUGACCCGACAGCAGAUGUCGCUGACUCCCAGCUUGGGAACCUAGCUAAUGUGGUCCGUGGAAUUCGUCAACUCGCUAUCCGUUGUCUUGACUUGAUAUUCUCUGUAUCGCCUGACACGGAUUGGUCACAAUACCUCCCUACCAUUUUUGACGAAGUGAUCAACCCGAGACUUGAUAACUUCGCCAUUGAGACAGCACAAGGCGUCUCCGGUCUCCUUCGCCUAUUCCAUACUUGGGCGUCUUCCCCCAAAUCUGCGUUCUACCUUGUUCGGUACAACAACGCCCUUCUUUCCAAAAUAGUUGAUUGUUUGGGAGUGGAAUCCGCUCGUGAUGAAGUGAAGAUCUUCGUAAUGGACCAGAUUAUAGUACCACUGGUCGGGUUGUCCACUGGCAAGUCCAUUGAAGAGAAGGAAGAAAUGGGAGAUGUGCCGCCAGAGCAAAUCCGUUCAGAAGUCCUUGCACCAUAUGUUGACUCAACUCUGUCUCACCUUGGGAAUCUUCUGAAGCACAAUCCUUCCCGCCCGCUCAUGGUUUCUGGCGUCGAGACGUUGUCACUUCUUGCACCAUGCGUUGAGUCUUCACGAGAGACUUCGAGCCUCAUCAGUAUUGCUACCUUUCUCCUUCGACAGCCGCCUGAUCGUGUUUCUCCAAAAACGAAAUCGGGCCUUCUUCGCAUACUCCAGCACUUCUUGCCGCUGUACGAUCCUCAGGGCGAUGUAGCGCUUACGACACAAGUAUUCGAAGCUAUCUCAUCAAUGUUCGAUUAUUUCAAGGAUGAUCAGAACAGGGAAGUGCUUUCUAAAGUUUUUGCCGCAUUUGCAAGCCAUGACUCGGAGCUACAGGAGGUCGCCUCUCUAUGCUCUGAUCUCAAUGCUGUAUCCGCCCAGAGACUUGAUGAAGUCGAUUACGAACGACGUCUCCAAGCCUUCACAAGAAUCAACGAGGACUUGUGGAAUGGCUUCAAUGCUAAGCAGUGGCGACCUCUGCUGUUUAACAUGCUCUUUCACAUUAAAGAUGAGGAUGAGCUUGCGAUAAGGUCAAGCGCCUCUUACGGGUUGAGACGAUUCGUGGAAAAAGCUGCACUAGGAUCGGAGAACAAUGAUGCAGAGUUCGAUUCGCUUGUCAUGACUGUCUUACUGCCCACUUUGCGGAAUGGAGUCAAACACAAAUCAGAGAUGAUUCGGGCCGAAUUCGUCACCAGCCUGGGGUAUUUCAUCAAGUUGAACCCUACAAUGCCAGCGGUUCAGGAUAUGCACGUGCUACUUGUUAGUGAUGAUGAGGAGGCCUCUUUCUUCAACAACAUUCUCCAUAUCCAACAGCAUCGUCGUACGCGUGCAUUGCGUCGACUAGCUGGAGAAGCGGCUAAAGGGAAAAUCCAGGCGUCCAACAUCAGCACUAUCUUCAUGCCUCUUAUCGAGCACUAUAUUUUUGACCAGGCUGAAGAUGAGAACGCACACAACUUGACCGCUGAGGCAGUUAGCACAAUCGGUACACUCGCAGAGUGGCUGGAAUGGGUCCAAUUCAGAGCUAUAUUCCGACGCUAUCGAGCUUACAUGGAAAGCAAAUCGGAAACAGAAAAGAAUGUCAUUAGGCUCCUCGGACGGAUGGCGGAUGCACUAUCCCAUUCGAUGGACCAGGCCAGAGCAUCCCAGGAUGUGGGCGACGCAGAAAUGGAGGAUAUGGAUCCUUCUGUACCAUCGAAGACCACCCUUGCUAAGGCGUUGCCAUCUGGUGCGAAAGUGGCAACAGAACUUACAUCGCACUUUAUCCCCUUCCUGACUAAAUAUAUCCACCACAAGGAUGAGGCCGAGGUCAGCUUGCGGUUACCGGUUGCAGUGACUACUGUCAAGCUUAUCAAGCUUCUUCCGGAGGACGACCAGGUUAUUCGUCUGCCCGCGGUGCUCUUGGAUGUAUGCAAUGUCCUCCGCAGCCGUUCGCAAGAGUCCCGAGAUAUUGCUAGAAGGACUCUAGCGGACAUUGCACUCAUUCUUGGGCCUUCGCACUUUGGGUACAUCUUGAGAGAGUUACGCAGUGCCUUAACUAGAGGAUAUCAGCUACACGUACUCUCAUUCACGCUCCACUCGAUUCUCGUUACUACCACCGAUGACUUCAAGCAGGGCGACCUUGACCAUUGUCUUGGCGAAAUGGUGUCAGUGGUCAUGGAUGAUAUCUUCGGUACCACCGGUCAAGAGAAGGAGGCCGAAGAAUAUAUCAGCAAAAUGAAAGAGGUCAAGAGCAGCAAGAGCUAUGACUCGAUGGAGCUUCUAGCCAAAAAUGCUACUGUCAGACAUCUGGCACACCUUAUACGUCCACUCCAGGGCUUGUUACGAGAAAAGCUUACUUCAAACAUCAUGAAAAAAGUUGAUGAACUCCUGAGACGAAUUGGAGUUGGUCUUCUGAGAAACCCUGAAGCCGAGAGUCGCGACCUGCUAGUUUUCUGUUACGAAGUCAUCAAGGAGUCAUACGAAGACCCUAAAACAACGGCGCCCGAAUCCACUAUACCCGCCUCUCGCUUGCGUUUCUUAGUGAAUCUCCCUGCGAAGAAGGGUGAAAAACGGGGCUCGACAACAUCGUACGUGUACAAGUUGGCGCGGUUUUCACUUGACGUUCUUCGGUCGAUUCUCAACAAGCACAGUUCGCUCCUAACAGCAAGCAAUGUGGCUGGCUUUCUCCCAAUGAUCGGAGAUUUCUUAGUUGAUGCGCACGAGGAGGUUAAAAUCUCUUCCCUCCGUCUCUUGUCUACCAUCAUCAAACUGCCGCUUCCUGACCUGGACAAAAAUUCGCACGUCUAUCUGACGGAGGCUGUUAAACUGAUCAAGGAGGCACCGAAUACAAACACGGAAGCGGCUCAGGCUUCUCUGAAGCUCAUCGCGGCCAUGUUGCGUGAGAGGAAGUCGACAACCCUCAAGGAUGGUCAUCUAGCGUUCCUUCUCAAGCGCCUGGCAUCCGACAUCGAGGAGCCUGAUCGUCAGGGAGUCACCUUCAAUUUCAUCAGGGCUGUGAUGGCACGCAAGUUCGUCGUACCAGAGAUGUACGAGCUUAUGGACAACAUUGCGACUAUGAUGGUAACCAAUCAGACUCGUAGCGCACGAGACCUCGCACGAGGCGUAUACGUCCACUUUCUGCUUGAGUAUCCUCAGGCCAAGAAUCGCUGGGCCAAACAGCUAGCGUUUCUGGCGAAGAAUUUUGAUUUCCAAUAUCAGGAAGGGCGCCAGUCCGUCAUGGAAGCCGUGCAUAUGCUGCUGGCCAAGACCGGUGACGAACUCGCUCAAGAUAUUGUUGGAACCUUCUUCCUACCCGUGGUCAUGGUUAUGGCAAAUGAUGACUCGCCCGAGUGCCGUGAAAUGGCUGGAGUGUUACUCGGAGAGCUUUAUCGCCGGGCUGAUAGAGAGCAGAUGAGCGCCAUUCUCAGACCGCUGCACUCUUGGCUCGAGCAAACCGACAACAUGCUGCUCACUAGCACUGGCCUUCAGGCAAUGAGGAUAUUUUUCGACCCCGAAGUGACAGAAAAGGAUAAGGAAGCUCGAUUUGUGAUCAGCGUACUUCCCAGCAUCAUUGAGCCGAUUGAGAACCAAGAAAGCGAAAACUGGGAGGUCCUCUACUUUGCUCUUCAACUUUUCACCAAGCUUUGCAAAACGGUACCCUCCAUCGCCCUUGCGCAAGAAUGUGCCCCCAUCUGGUCUCAUGUGCGAGAGUCGCUGUUCUUCCCUCAUGCGUGGGUCAAGACAUGCGCCGCCAAUCUUGUUGGCCUAUGGCUGGCGGAUUUGGCCAAGGCAAACGCUGCAUCUGGCUACGGAGCAGUCCCUCUAGUGGGUUCGUCAGGUCUGAAGCUUGACAAGGAGGCGAUGUUGCAAUUGAUCCGCGCUAGUACACGUUGUCUUCGUACGCCAGGUAUUAGCGAAGAGCUGGCCAUGCAAACAGUCCGAAACAUUAUCUUCCUCGGUCGCUGCUUUGCCCAGAACAAGCUCGAAUUCUCCAAGGCGGGACCUGGAGAAGCUGAAGCUGAAGCCGAUGAGGCGAUUGAGGAGAGUGACUCUGGCGAAGAGGACCAGGAUCAGGACAACGUCAACGACACGGGCUCAUCCACGAAGUCCGCCAUUCAGUAUAUCUUCCAACAGGUUUCCCUUAUCCUGCGUCGCGAGACUCUCACGACAAAGGCUGAGUCGUUGAUUCCGAAGACCGCCUCCAUGGGCCUGCUUGCUGCACUCUGUCGCCAUCUCGAUACGGAGCAAAUCAUGCCGUCACUACCGGUAAUUCUGCUACCAUUGCAGCAUCUUACCGAUCAAUCUAUCCCUGCACCGCGUUCCUCGGACCGCGAUUUCCAGGAGGUGUAUAAGGCCCUUGUCAGCAACGCACAUGAAGUCCUGGAUCUCUUGCAGAAGAAGCUCGGAACCACGGAGUACGUAGCGCAAAUGGCGCGCGUGCAGGAAUCGAUCAAAGAACGGCGUGAGGGACGUCGUGUCAAAAGACGUAUUGAGGCUGUCGCAGACCCCGAAAAGGUCGGACGCGAAAAGAAGAGGAGGAACGAGCGCAAGCGGGAGAAGAGAAAGGAGAAGGGUCUUGAAUUUAGAGGAAAGAGAAGGGGUUGGUAGAUGUUUAUACAUAAACAUAAUGUGUCAAUUAUGCUGAGCAGGGCUGGCGUUUGAGGAAAACAAAAUUUUUUAGAUAGAAUUGGGCAUGAACGGAGA
Molecule: messenger RNA, 5950 nt
Organism: Paecilomyces variotii
Lineage: Eukaryota; Fungi; Ascomycota; Eurotiomycetes; Eurotiales; Thermoascaceae
Product: armadillo-type protein
Exons: 1
Coding region: 32-5854 (1940 amino acids)
Cellular component (GO): nucleolus; small-subunit processome; 90S preribosome
Source: RefSeq, a predicted model, not a curated record